Messenger RNA from Microthlaspi erraticum, 432 nucleotides. The record is from the annotation of a GenBank genome assembly. NCBI's taxonomy places the organism in Eukaryota, Viridiplantae, Streptophyta, Magnoliopsida, Brassicales, Brassicaceae.
AUGAUCGUUUUCAAUGAGUUGAUUCCUCAUGUUGUGGAGCUUAUGGUUGAUCCUUUUGGAAAUUACUUGAUGCAGAAGCUACUAGAUGUUUGCAAUGAAGAGCAACGAACGCAGAUCAUACUCAUGGUUACUUCAGAACCUGGACAGCGUAUUCGUAUAUCACUCAACGCUUUCGGGGAUUUGAAUAGGAAUCAUGUGAUUCAACGUUGCUUGCAGUGCCUUGGUACACAAGAUAACGAGGAACUAACAUCUGUUCCUCGUUUGGAUCUUCUGAUUCAAGACCCUUAUGCCAAUUUUGUCAUCCAAGCUGCUCUAGCUGUCACCAAGGGUUCGCUACAUGCUACACUCGUUGAAGUCAUAAAGCCUUACGCGAUUCUACGUAACAAUCCUUAUUGCAAAAGGAUUAUCUCAAGAGUUCUCUUGAAGAAUUGA